Molecule: messenger RNA, 508 nt
Organism: Tachyglossus aculeatus (Australian echidna)
Lineage: Eukaryota; Metazoa; Chordata; Mammalia; Monotremata; Tachyglossidae
Gene: ATP5MG
Product: ATP synthase membrane subunit g
Exons: 3
Coding region: 98-409 (103 amino acids)
Biological process (GO): proton motive force-driven ATP synthesis
Molecular function (GO): proton transmembrane transporter activity
Source: RefSeq, a predicted model, not a curated record
CGGAUUGUCUGGGCGGGGGCGCAUGCGCGGACUGACUGGCUGACUGACUGAGGGAGUGUGACCGUGGGACGACCGACAGGACGACCGGCCGGCGGCCAUGGCCCAGCUGAUCCGCAGCCUCACCGAGAAGGCCCCGGCCCUCGUCAACGCUGCCGUGACUUACUCGAAGCCGCGCCUGGCCACGUUCUGGCACUAUGCCAAGGUGGAGCUGGUUCCUCCGACCCCCGCCGAGAUCCCCAAAGCCGUCCAAGGCCUGAAGCACCUCGUCUCCAGCGCCCGGUCUGGCCGCCUCGCCCAGCUCACGGUCAAGGAAGCCGUGCUGAAUGGCUUGGUGGCCACCGAAGUCUUGAUGUGGUUUUAUGUCGGCGAGAUCAUAGGCAAGCGGGGCAUUAUAGGAUACGACGUCUGAAGACCUCUGCUUAGCUCCUGACUUCUUCCUUUAUUUCUUUGUAUGUAUAUGGAACACAGGUGGUCCAACCUUAAUCCCAAUAAAACUAGGCUAACGUGA